CUCGUGUCAGAAAAUCAUUUCUUGAAUAAAACAGAGAUCGUAUCAGCAUGAAACUUGCAAUCAGCACACUUGCCAUUACAAUAUGUCUUUGUGGCAUUACUGGUAUUCUCGCUGAUAACUAUCAUGGCGGUGCCGGAAGUUAUGGCCAUCCCGGAACAUAUGGCGGAAGUUAUGGUGGAAUUGGAGGAUACGGCAAAACAGGAUAUGGCGGAGGUCACAGUAGCUAUGGUGGUUACUCCGGAUAUGGCAAGAAGGGUUACGGUGGAAUCAGUGGUUACUCGGGUUACGGCAACAAGGGAUAUUCCGGAUAUGGCAAAAAAGGAGGUUACAUUGAUGAAACUACUAUUUACAUGCCACAACCGAUUCCAUAUGGUGUUCCUUCAUAUGGAUAUGCUUUCGCUGCUCCGUAUAAUCCAGCUGGUUCCACUGGUAUCUUUGGAGGAGAAGGUGCCUCUAUUGCAGCCAUUGGAGGUUUGUUUGUUGCCCUUGCAUUGCUGAACAGAAACAACUAAACAGCUGUCUUAUAACAACUGUGAAGUCACGCAGGACAAUACAGAACCCAAGACUGGAU
Molecule: messenger RNA, 571 nt
Organism: Mytilus californianus (California mussel)
Lineage: Eukaryota; Metazoa; Mollusca; Bivalvia; Mytilida; Mytilidae
Product: chorion class A protein L11-like
Exons: 4
Coding region: 48-512 (154 amino acids)
Source: RefSeq, a predicted model, not a curated record